GGGGGGGAAGAGGAGCAAGCAGUAGGAGGAGGAGUGGAAAGACUUCCUAACGCGGCUUGGCUGUCAGCGCCUCGGAGUGUGUGGAUGAGGCGUCCCAAACAGGCCAGCCUCUUGGAACAGGCAGCGGAGUUGGAUUGCAGGAGGCAGAGAGUCGCGAGAGAUUUGAGAUCACAGAGAGAGAGAGCGCGCGUGUUUUAGAUUAAGAGACGAAGGCGUAAGAGGGAUCGAGAGAGAGGAUAGACAAGAACGUGCAGACAGAUACGAGCGAGAAGAGAGAUAGCAAAUGAUAACACGAGAUAGAAAGAUAAUUGAGACAUAUAUAUGAAGGGGAGAGAGUAAUAUAGCGGCAGAAGAUAAGAUAUCUCUCUACCAUAAAGCACUGAAGACAAUCAACCAGCAUGAGCUAACCAGAGGUGACGUGAGUGCUCAUCGUCAUCAUCAUCAUCUCACCACCACCUGCGCGUCAGUCAACAACAGAGCCCAAGCCAUGAUGGAUCACCACUCCACUUGCAACCUGUCGGCGCCUCUGCAGGUAAACCUCGAGGGCCAGGAGACGGCACCAGCAGCAGCAGCAGCAGAGGUGUCCCUCUCCUACCAGGUGCUCACGUCCAUGUGCCUGGGAGCUCUCAUCCUCUUCUCCAUCGUGGGCAACUCGUGCGUGAUCGCCGCGAUCGUGCUUGAGCGCUCCCUGCAGAACGUGGCCAACUACCUGAUCGGCUCUCUGGCCGUCACCGACCUGAUGGUGUCCGUCCUGGUGCUACCCAUGGCCGCGCUGUACCAGGUGCUGGGCAGGUGGACGCUGGGCCAGGUGGUGUGCGACAUCUUCAUCGCGCUGGACGUCCUCUGCUGCACCUCGUCCAUCCUGCACCUGUGCGCCAUCGCUCUCGACCGCUACUGGGCGAUCACCAACCCCAUCGACUACGUGAACAAGAGGACGCCGCGGCGCGCCGUCAUCAUGAUCAGCCUCACGUGGCUCGUGGGGUUCUCCAUCUCCAUCCCGCCCAUGCUGGGCUGGAGGACGCCGGCGGACAGGGCGGACCCGAACGCGUGCAAGAUCAGCCAGGACCACGGCUACACCAUCUACUCCACGUUCGGCGCCUUCUACAUCCCGCUCAUCCUCAUGCUCGUGCUCUACGGUCGGAUCUUCAAAGCGGCGCGCUUCCGGAUUCGCAAGAACGCCAAGAACCGCGAGAAGAGGGUCUGCGACGCCAGCGUGGCCUUGAACGAGGAGAUGAUGCACCGGCGACUCAACGGCGCUGCUGCUGCUGCUGCUGGUGGUGUCGACGGAGCUGGUGCUGGUGCCGGCGGCUCAGCGAUGAACGGCAAGCAGCAGCAGCAGCAGCAUCACCAGCAGCAGCAGCAGCACUCCAGCAGACGCGACAGUUCCGAAUCCAGGCCGCCCUUCUGCUGCAACGGCGCCGUGCGCAGCUACGAGGACGAGACGCCCGUGCAGGUGAUGGAGGCGCCGGGCGGUGGGCACUGCACGCUGCACCUGCUGCCCAACAACGUGAACCAGGAGGCGACGCGACUGGGCGAGGGCGCCGAGCGAGGAGGAGGAGGGGGCGGCGAGAGAGCCACGGACUCGAGGCGCAAGACGGCGCUCGCGCGGGAGCGCAAGACCGUGAAGACGUUGGGUAUCAUCAUGGGCACCUUCAUCUUCUGCUGGCUGCCCUUCUUCAUCGUGGCGCUUAUCUCGCCCUUCUGCGGCGAGCGAUGCCGCCAUUCGCCGCCGGGCGUGUUCGCCGUCAUCAACUGGCUCGGCUACUCCAACUCGCUGCUGAACCCCAUCAUCUACGCGUACUUCAACAAGGACUUUCAGAACGCCUUCAAGAAGAUCGUCCGGUGCAGGUUCUGCAGGAAGUAGGAGACUCGUUGUGGGUUUCAUGGUCGGGAGAUGUAUGUGGAGGUGGGUGGGUGGGUGGGGGGCUUAUUUGUUUAUGAGCAAUGUUGAUGGUGAGAGGACCCGCGGUAAAUGUCUGACCGUUGGGUGACUUCGUGUGGUGAUGGUGACGCUGAAUCGAUGUACAAUGCAGUUCGGUGUCGAACAAUGAAAGAUCCCGCCCCCCCCCUCUCACUUAACACCCUCAUCCCCUUAAUUAAUUGUCUAUCGAUUAAAUAAUCGAUUCGGCGAUGAAUGUAACAGCCUCAAGUGAGUGGCUAACAGUACACUUUCAGUUCAAUCCGCUGCUGUAUUAAGGCAUCUCUCGCUCUCUUUCCUCGCCGUGUCUUGCCUACGAUGUUGUAUUCAUGUCACACACAGUAAUGCACACCGUCCGCGACCACAGUGCGUGAAAUUGGUGGGUGUAAUAAUCGACCAUAAUCGAUUAAACCGUGGCAUCGUUGCACGCUCUCUCCGGGAUGUAGACCAACCCUUCGAUGACGUUCACAAUGUAGAUGUAUUUUUUAUUUUUUAAUAUGUUAUGAACGUUCUUAAUACGUUCACGCGAAAGUCUAGACUGGGCUGUUAAAAAAAUAAUGAACACGUUUAUAUGCUAUUAAUGGUUUAGUGUAAAUAAUACAAUACGAUGUACAUAAUGCAAUAGACUGCGGUUUUAAAAAUGCAGUGACAAUUGGAUUUAAAUAUCCUCUAAAUGCAAAUGCAUCUUGAAGACGCUGUAAUACUCAGCUGUGGGACACGGGGGGGGGGGGAUGUGGGGAGAGAGAUGAAUAUGAAAGAGACUCAACGUUGAGGAUGCCACUCAGAAUUCAAGUUUGUUAUUUUCAAGAUCACACCUCACACCGCGUGGCUUUAUUCGUUUGCCUGUUCAAAAUGAAGCCACUGCGAGUUGGCCGAGAAUCGCUCGAUAUUUACUCGCUUGCUCAACGCAGAGGAGAUAUUUCGUUUACAGCCAAUGCACACAAGAGUCGCAGUUUAUGGGCAGAAACGGAUGGGGAGAAGAGAAUGAGGUUCUGAGCCACCUGUAAAUAUGAACGGCGUACAAGUAGAUGUUUCCGCUGUUCACGUUUACACCGACACACAACGAAUUGAGAGGACAAGCGAAACUUCACUUUCCUAUGUGCACAUUGGGUGGCACCCGAAUAAACAACGCCAUAGGGAUGGCAGAAGUGGGAGGUCUUGGGCCUAGACUUGAACAGGGGCUGGAGUCUACAGCGCGGACGGCGGGGGGAAGAGUUCAGAACUGCCGGGCAGCAAAGGAGAACGAGAGACCUCCCGCAGAGCGAAAGUUGACUGCGGGCUUCCGCAGAAAGCCUUGGUUCCUGGAGGAGAGUGAGAGGAGACGAGUGAGAUGGGAGGGGCGAGGUAGAUGAGUGCGUUGAGGGGAGUAGAGUGAGAUGAGAGGGGA
Messenger RNA from Petromyzon marinus (sea lamprey), 3305 nucleotides. RefSeq names its product 5-hydroxytryptamine receptor 1A-like. Gene Ontology annotation, cellular component: plasma membrane. The record is from RefSeq and is a predicted model, not a curated record. Gene Ontology annotation, biological process: regulation of hormone secretion; adenylate cyclase-activating adrenergic receptor signaling pathway; regulation of vasoconstriction. Gene Ontology annotation, molecular function: G protein-coupled serotonin receptor activity. NCBI's taxonomy places the organism in Eukaryota, Metazoa, Chordata, Hyperoartia, Petromyzontiformes, Petromyzontidae.